Molecule: messenger RNA, 2762 nt
Organism: Cydia splendana
Lineage: Eukaryota; Metazoa; Arthropoda; Insecta; Lepidoptera; Tortricidae
Product: U2 snRNP-associated SURP motif-containing protein
Exons: 19
Coding region: 156-2747 (863 amino acids)
Biological process (GO): RNA processing
Cellular component (GO): nucleus
Molecular function (GO): RNA binding
Source: RefSeq, a predicted model, not a curated record
AUGUUGCGUCGACUACACUGUCAAAAGUGACAGAUAAUUGCAGAAAAUUGAGGUUAUAAAACAAAACAGUGAUAUUUUUCCCAAUUUCAAUUAAAAUUAUAAUUGUUUUUGGUUAUAAUUUCUAAUCAAGUAGUCUGAAUCAGGUUCAUGGAACCAUGAAGAAAAUACCGGAGCAGAAGUUGCAAGCUUUCUCUGCCGGCUCAAUGGGAGCCCGGAAUUUGUCAAAGAAAGAGCUAGAAGAAUUACGGAAGAAGGAAGAAGAGGAAGCUGCAGCUCAUGUGUUCAAAGAAUUUGUGGAGACAUUUCAAGAAGCACCAAGCACCACCUCUAAGGUUUGGGUGAAAGCUGGAACGUAUGAUGCUGGUGCUAGAAAGGAAGACACCUCAGAGCGUGGUAAGCUCUACAAGCCUACAUCAAGAUUUGAGGACAAGCGCCCCAGCGCCGAGGAUGUUGUCCGGAGUCUGGCGCAACGCUCCACCGAGCAGACCAGGCUCAGAGCCAAGCAGAGCAAGGAUAAGAAGAAGAGUAAUCUUGAACUGUUUAAGGAGGAAUUGAGAAUGAUACAGGAAGAGCGCUCAGAGCGGCACAAAUAUAAAAAUGUUCUGCGAGAACGGGGCGCUCCUGUUGGCGCCGAGCCAGCGUCGUUGGAGCUCCUGCCUGACGUCGGCUCUUACGACACUGGAGACCCCAACACAACCAAUUUGUACCUGGGCAACCUCAAUCCUAAGAUAACAGAGCAGCAGUUAAUGGAGAUCUUCGGCCGCUACGGGCCGCUAGCUAGCAUCAAGAUCAUGUGGCCGCGCUCAGACGAGGAGAAGGCCCGGGGCCGCAAUUGUGGCUUCGUCGCUUUUAUGAGUCGCCGCGACGGCGAACGAGCCCUGCGCUGUAUCAAUGGCAAGGAGAUAAUGAGCUACGAGAUGAAGCUGGGGUGGGGCAAGGCCGUGGUGAUCCCGCCCGUGCCUAUCUACAUCCCGCCCUCGCUGCAGACGCCGUGCCAGCCGCCGCCGCCCUCCGGCUUGCCCUUCAACGCGCAGCCGCCUAAGCAUAGGGCCAAUAAGAUACCGCGAGUCAGGCCGGGCGAGUACUACCCGAGCGACCCGGAGGACAGGGAGGCUUACGAGGAGAUACUUUCACAGUCGAUAGUCAAAGUAGUGAUUCCAACUGAGAGAAACAUCCUAAUGCUGAUCCACCGCAUGGUGGAGUUCGUGAUCCGCGAGGGCCCCAUGUUCGAGGCCAUCAUCAUGAACAAGGAGAUGAACAACCCGUUCUUCCGGUUCCUGUUCGAAAACCAGUCCCCGGCCCACGUCUACUACCGCUGGAAGCUGUUCUCCAUGCUGCAGGGCGACUCACCCAAGCAGUGGGCCAACAACGACUUCCGCAUGUUCAAAGGUGGUUCAGUAUGGCGUCCCCCGGUCAUGAACCUGUAUACCGCGGGUAUGCCGGACGAGUUGGUCGACGAGGACGAGUCCAAGGAGAAUAUUAGAGGCACGCUGUCCAACAACCAACGCGAUCGCCUCGAAGAACUAAUACGGGGGCUCACCCCGAACCGCACGGCCAUCGGCGAGGCAAUGGCGUGGUGCCUCGAGCACGCCGAGGCGGCCGGCGAGGUCACGCAGUGCCUCGCCGAGUCGCUGGCCGGCGAGAACACCGCGCCGCACAAGCGAGUAGCCAGACUGUAUCUGCUGUCGGAUAUACUGCACAACGCCCAAGCCAAGAUGACUAAUGCCAGCGCGUUCAGGAGCGCCAUCCAAUCCCGCCUGCUCGACAUAAUGCGCGAGUGCCACGUGGCGUGGUUGCGCAUGAGCUCCCGGCUGCAGCAGGAAGGGUUCCGAGCGCGCGUCACCCGCAUACUGCAGGCCUGGGCCGACUGGGCCGUGUACCCCGCCGACCUGUUGUUGGCGGCCAGUGACGCCUUCCGCGGACGGACGGACACGGACAAGAACAUAGACGGCGUGUCGGAGCCGGGGUCGGGCGGGUCGUCCCCCGCGUCGGGCGGCUCGUGGGCGGGCGGCGGCGCGGGCCCGCUGGACGGCGCCGCGCUGCGCCGCCUCGCCGCCGGCCGCCAGCCGCCGCCCACAGACAUCGACGGCGUGCCGGUGGAAGAAGAGGAAGAUAUCGACGGGAUACCCUUAGAGGUGGAAAAGUCCCGCCCCGUGGGGGGCUUCAUCCCCUCCAAGUGGGAGAGCGUGGAGCCCACGGACUCCUGGCCCGAGCCCGCGCAGCCCCCGCCUGCACCCUCCAUCACUCCCACUACCACCGCCAACACAUCGAUGUCAGAAGAACUUUCCCUAAAACGCUCAGUACUGCGCGACAUCGAGGUCAAAGUCCUAAAGUAUGCCGACGAGCUCGAGGCCGGGCACCGUGCGCGCCGCCCGGGGCUCACGCCGCAGCAGCAGCUACAACACUACCGCCGGAAGCUUAUUAAAAAGGCGUCCCGAGAAGCGAAAGAGGCAGUAGAAGAAUCAUUAGAGUUGCCCUCGCCGAGGCGACGGCUCUCUCCCGAAGACGACACAUACUCGACCUCAUCGAAAAAGUCCAAGAAAUCUCGCGAUGCAUCCCUCUCGCCACCUGUGAAGAGAUCGCGGCACAGUGAGCGCAAGUCCCGAUCCCGCUCGCGCGACCGCGAACGCUCGGGCGAGCGCCGCGAGCGCGAGCGAGAGCGCGAACAUCGGCGGCGCCGCUCCCCCGCCACGCCGCCCGCGCACCAUCAUAGGAAACACGCCAAACACUCUAAAUACAAAUACUAGUCUAUUACCAUACUA